Molecule: messenger RNA, 1251 nt
Organism: Momordica charantia (bitter melon)
Lineage: Eukaryota; Viridiplantae; Streptophyta; Magnoliopsida; Cucurbitales; Cucurbitaceae
Product: trans-resveratrol di-O-methyltransferase-like
Molecular function (GO): protein dimerization activity; O-methyltransferase activity
Source: RefSeq, a predicted model, not a curated record
AUGGAAGAACUGGCAGGCGAGGAGGUUUUGGAAGCUGAAGCUCGCAUAUGGAACCACAUCUUCAGCUUCAUCAACUCCAUGGCUUUGAAAUGCGUCGUCCAGCUCGGCAUUCCCGACGCCAUCGCCCGCCACGACUGCAGCCCCAUGCCCCUCUCUCACCUCAUUUCAGCUCUUCAACUUCACCCCCAAAACUCCCAAUAUAUCCAUCGCUUAAUGUGUAUACUAGCUCACUCUGGCUUUUUUAUAACACACAAAAAUGGCAGCGAAGAAGAAGCAUACUCCCUUACUAACUCAUCUCGUCUUCUCCUCAAACACAACCCUUCCUCUCUAUCUCCCUUCUUGCUUUCCAUGCUCGACCCGCUCCUCUUGCAGCCAUGGCAGCUUCUAUCCGCCUGGUUCCAUAGCCUCAAUCGAACCCCAUUUGAGAUGGCUCAUGGAAGGCAGUUCUGGGAGCACAUGGGCAACAAGCAACAAGAUGGGGACGUUUUUAAUGCAGCCAUGGCCAGUGAUGCGAGGUUGGUGAGCAAUAUUUUGUUGGGACAAUAUAAGAACAUGUUUGAUGGAGUUAAGUCGCUGGUGGAUGUGGGAGGUGGCACUGGAACUAUGGCAAAAGCCAUUGCUGAUGCCUUUCCACAAACACAAUGCGUUGUGCUUGAUCUUUUCCAUGUGGUGGCUGACUUGGAAGGAAGCCAUAACUUGACAUAUCUUCCAGGGGACAUGUUUCAAAGCAUUCCUCCUGCCGAUGUACUUCUAUUGAAGUGGAUAUUACAUGAUUGGAGCGAUGGAGAAUGUGUGGAGAUACUAAAGAAAUGCAAAGAGGCAAUCACGAGUAAUGGAAAAACAGGGAAAGUGAUUCUAAUUGAUAUGGUAUUAGGUAAUAAAAAGGGGGACGAUACGUUUAUUGAAACUCAACUCUUUUGGGACAUGUUGAUGAUGGCGAAUGUCAGUGGAAAAGAACGAGAUGAAAAAGAGUGGGCUCAACUGUUCGAUAAGGCUAGAUUUGCUGGUUACAAGAUCUUCCCAGUUCUGGGUUUAAGGUCUCUCAUAGAGAUUUAUCCAAGAUGAUUGUCCUUUAAAUUUUAUUUGUUAGUUCUCAAGUUUGAACUAUUUGUCUGUACAUUAAGGCGUGUUUGUCAGUAUAUGUGUUGAUUGUUGUCAAAAUAAGAGUUCGUUACUUUCAACCUCAAAAGUGUUUUGUGAUAAGUUGGUAAACUAAUUUGUUCAAAAUUGGAACUUGUUAUGAAAAUGUAU